CUAGUUUGACGUGUAGAGCAUGCGCAGUUCCUUACAGACGCAAAAGCAGCUGUGGAGUAGCAAGGUCUGCGUUGUUCUUCCAGGUUUCUUUUUUUUCCGGUUGAAACCUAAUUUUCUCAGUCCUCCUUUCUACGCACGUGAAGACGAAGGGUCACUACAGUCGAUGAAAUUGCCGCUCCUACCCUCCCGUGGCGAGAGAGGGGGAGAAUGAGAAAGAAACAUUGAUGUGAAAGAGAAACUUCAGUAGGCUGACUCCUGCAUCCACCUCGACUGGGGAUCUUACCCACAACCUAGGAGCUCAUUGUUCCCGACUCUCCUGGGACAAAGGACAAGAGAGUGACCUUUUCAGUAUUUCCUCAUCCUUCUGCCAUGAGUGUGCUGGACGUGGAUGAAGGGGCUGUACAGAUGCUUUUGAAGGUACAUCCUCAAAAUGCAUAUAUGGCCCCACAGCAUAUCAUCACCAGAGAAAAGAACCCCAAGCAGGACAAGGACACCAUGGCUGCUGCUCAGGGAUUGUUGACCUUCAAGGACGUGUCAAUAGAUUUUUCUCAGGAGGAGUGGGAAUGCCUGGGCCCAGCUCAGCGCAAAUUGUACAUGGAUGUGAUACUGGAGAACUAUAGGAACUUAGUCUCUCUGGGUCUUGUUGACUCUAAGCCAUACCUGGUCACCUUUUUGGAGCAAAUGAAGGAGUGCUGGGAUAUGCAGAGAAAAAAGUUAAUUUCUGCUCACCCAGCUUUGACAUCUGAAGACAACCAGGCCUUAUUGCAAAAGCCAGGAAUAGAAGAUUUAGUCUCUAAAAUAAUAUUGAGUACGUGUAAUGAAGAUAGAAGUUAUGAAUGCAAUGAAAAUUGGAAAAUGUUUAACCACAAAUCAAAUGAUAAUAAAUAUCAGAAUACUCAUCUUCCAGCGAACCAUUAUAAAGGUGGAAAAGUUUUUGACCAAAUGUCAAAUCACAAUACACAUCAGGUUAUUCCUGUUGUGGAGAAGACAAACAAACAAAGUAAAUGUAUCAAAUUACUUAAGGAACCUUCUAAUAGUACUGAACAAAAACAUAUUCCUGUUGGGGGAGAAGAUUACAAAUGUUUACCAUGUGGGGAAGUCUUCAGUAAAAUAGUUAAUCUAAAUGGAGCUAAGAAAAUGUGUACUGAAGAAAAACAUACGUGGAAAGAAUGUGAUAAAAUACAUAAUCGACCUUCAGGUCUAACUCUAGAUCAGAAAAUACAUACUGGACACAAGCCUCACAUAUGUAGAGAAUGUGGCAAAUCCUUUAUGUCGUUCUCAACCCUUACUAUUCACCAGAGAAUUCAUACUGGAGAAAAGCCUUAUGAAUGCAGAGAAUGUGGCAAAGCCUUCAUGUCAUUCUCAAUCCGUACUAUUCACCAGAGAAUUCAUACUGGAGAGAAGCCUUAUAAAUGCAAAGAAUGUGGCAAAGCCUUUAGGGAGUCAUCAGCCCGUACUCAGCAUCAGAGAAUUCAUACUGGUGAAAAGCCCUAUAAAUGUAGAGAAUGUGGUAAAACCUUUAGCCGAUCAUCAUACCUUACUCAGCAUCAGAAAAUUCAUACUGGAGAGAAGCCUUAUGAAUGUAGAGUAUGUGGUAAGACCUUUCGCUGGUCCACAACCUAUAGAAAACAUCAGACCAUUCAUACUGGAGAGAAGCCUUAUAAAUGUAGAGAAUGUGGGGAAGCCUUCCGCUGGUCCUCAUCUCUUAUACACCAUCAAAAAAUCCAUACAGGAGAGAAGCUUUAUAAAUGUAGAGAAUGUGGUAAAGUCUUUUCCUGGUCCUCAUCCUUUAGAAAACAUCAGAAAAUCCAUACUGGAGAGAAGCCAUAUAAAUGUAGAGAAUGUGGGAAAGCAUUUCUUCAGUCAUCAAUCCUAAUUCAACAUGAGACAAUUCAUACUGGAGCAAAGCGUUAUAAAUGUAGAGAAUGUGGGAAAGCCUUUUGCUGGUCCUCAGGCCUUAGACAACAUCAAAAAAUUCAUACUGCAGAGACGUCUUAUAAAUGUAGACAAUGUGGUAAAGCCUUCCGCCAUUUCUCAAGGCUUACACAACAUCAAAAUAUUCAUACUGGACAGAAGCGUUAUAAGUGUAGAGAAUGUGGUAGAGCCUUCCGUCACUUCUCAAGGCUUAGACAACAUCAAAAUAUUCAUACUGGACAGAAGCCUUAUAAAUGUAGAGAAUGUGGUAAAGCAUUUCACCAGUCCUCAACUCGUAGUACACAUCAGAAAAUUCAUACUGGAGAAAAGCCUUAUGAGUGUAGACAAUGUGGUAAAGCCUUCCGCCAAUUCUCAAAGCUUAGUCAACAUCAAAAUAUUCAUACUGGACAGAAGCCUUAUAAAUGUAGAGAAUGUGGUAAAGCAUUUCACCAGUCUUCAACUCGUACUGCACAUCAGAAAAUUCACACUGGAGAAAAGCCUUAUGAAUGUAGAGAAUGUGGUAAAGCCUUUUGUCGGUCCUCAUCCCUUACAAAACAUCAGGUAAUUCAUACUGGAGAGAAGCCUUAUAAAUGUACAGAAUGUGGUAAAGCCUUUCGCUGGUCCUCAUCACUUACGCAUCAUCAGGGAAUUCAUACUGGACAGAAGCCUCAUGUGAAACCUGCAGGUCGCUUACAGGCGGUGAAAUCUCCGCUGCGAGGCUCCUUUAGUGCUAAGGCCAAGGCUUGUUUUAAGAAAAUGGCAGACAAACUGGACAUGGGGAAAAUUGCCAGCUUUGAUAAGGCUGAGCUGAAGAAGACAGAGAUGAAGAAGAACACCUUGCCUACCAAAGAGACCAUUGAACAGGAGAACCAGGAAAACAUCCUGGAGCAGGACCAGGACAACAUGGCUGCUUCUCAGGGACAAUUGACCUUCAGGGACAUUUUAGUAGAUUUCUCUCAGGAGGAGUGGGAAUGCCUGGACCCAGCUCAGCGAAAGUUGUACAUGGAUGUGAUGUCGGAGAACUACAGGAACCUGGUCUCCCUGGCUAUGUCAUCUGAAGAUAACCAGUCCGUGUUGCAAAAGCCAGGAAUAGAAGGUUUAUUCUCUAAAACGAUACUGAGUACAUUUAAUGAAGACAGAAGUUAUCAUUGCAAUGAAAGUUGGAGAAUUUUUAACUGGAAGUCAAAUUCUAAUAAACAUCAGACUACUCAUCUUCCAGAAAACCAUUGUAAAAGCAGAGAAACCUUUGACCAAAUAUCAAAUGACAGUAUAUAUCAGGUUAUUCCUAAUGUGGGAAAGAUGAAGAAGCAAAGUAAAUGUGUCAGAUUACUUAAAGAAUCUUCAAAUAGUACUGAACAAAAGAAUAUUCCUAUUGCAGGGGAAGUAUACAAAUGUUUACCGUGUGGGAAGUUCUUAAGUCAAAUAUGUAAUUUAAAUGGAGUUAAGAAAAUCUGUACUGCAGAAAAACAUAAAUAUAAAGAAUGUGGUAAAACAUAUAAUUGGCCUUCAGGUCUUACUCUGCAUCAGAGAAUACAUACUAAACAGCAGCCUUAUAUAUGUAGAGAAUGUGGCAAAGCCUUUAGGUGGUUCUCAAUCCUUACUAUUCACCAGAGAAUUCAUACUGGAGAGAAGCCUUAUAAAUGUAGAGAAUGUGGUAAAGACUUUCGCCAGUCCUCAACCCUUACUCAACAUCAGAAAAUUCAUACUGAAGAGAAGCCUUAUAAAUGUAGAGAAUGUGGCAAAGCCUUUCGCCGGUCUGAAACCCUUACAAACCACCAGAAAAUUCAUACUGGAGAGAAGCCUUACAAAUGUACAGAAUGUGGUAAAGCCUUUAGCCGCUCCUCAACUCUUACUCAACAUCAGAAAAUUCAUACUGGAGAGAAGGCUUAUAAAUGUAGAGAAUGUGGUAAAGCGUUUCGCCAGUCCUCAAAUCUUAUUCAACAUCAGAAUAUUCAUAUUGGAGAGAAGCCCUAUAAAUGUAGAGAAUGUGGUAAAGCCUUUCGCCAGUCCUCAACCCUUACUCACCAUCAGAAAAUACAUACUGGAGAGAAGCGUUAUAAAUGUAGAGAAUGUGGCAAAGCCUUUAGUUUGUCGUCAACCCUUGCUAGACAUCAGAAAAUUCAUACUGGAGAGAAGCCUUAUAAAUGUACAGAAUGUGGUAAAGCCUUUUGCCGGUCCUCAACGCUUACAAACCAUCAUAAAAUUCAUACUGGAGAGAAGCCUUAUGAAUGUAGAGAAUGUAGUAAUGCCUUUCAUCAGUCCUCAAUGCUCACUCAGCAUCAGGAAAUUCAUACUGGAGAGAUGCCUUACAAAUGUAGAUAAUAUGGUAAAGCCUUUUGCUUGUGCUCAAUGCUUACUCAACAUCAGAAAGUUCAUACUCUAGUGAAUUCUCUUAAGUGCAGAGGAUGUGCAAAGCCUUUAGGAUUCCUCAAACUUUAGUCAUCUUCAGAGAAUUCAUAAUGGUGAAAAGCCUCAUAUAUGUAGAAAAUGUGAUAAAACCUUUCACCAGCCCCCAAACCUUAUUCAACAUCAGAAAAUUCAUACUGAAAAGAAGCCUUAUAAAUGUAGCAAAUGUGAUAAGCCUUUAGACAAUCCCCAGCCCUUACUCAACAUUGACCAUUCAUACUGGAGAGAAGCCUUAUGUAGAGAAUGUGGCAAAGCCUUUAGGGAAUCCUCACAACUUAUUCAAUAUUAGAGAAUUCAUAAUGGUGAAUAGCCAUGUAAAUGUAGGAAAUAUGGGCAAGCCUUUAAGCAGUCUUCAGUUCUUACUGUAAUCAUACUGGAAAUAAAUCUUACCAAUGUGGACUAUGUGACAAAGUCUUUCUUUACUUCUCAAAACAUAUACCACAUCAGGUCAUUCAUACUGGAGAGAAACCAUAUAAAUGUAAGUGCCAAAUCUUUUAAUCAUCAGUAGUGUCUCUAGAGGAAAACUAUUCAGCAGUAGAGAAUGUGGCAAAGCUUUUACCCUGUGUUCAAAACUUCCUUGACAUUGGAGACUUCAUGCUGGAGGGAAACAAAAAAUAUAAAGAAUAUAACAAAACUUUAACCAUUACUCAAGCCUCCUUCAAGGUUAGAGAAUUUAUAUGGGAGAGAAGUCUUAAAAAUGUAAUGAAUUUGGUAGUGUUUAAUCCUCAUCCAUACCUCUAUCAAUAUCUUAUAAUUUAUACUGGAUAAAAUGUAGCAAAUAUAAAAAAUGUGGCAAAGUUCUACCCAUAUCUUACUCCACAUCAGAAUUCAUUCUAAAGAGAAAAAAUACUAAUGAAGAAUGUUCAAAAUUGUUUUUUCAAAGUUUACAGAUUAUUUGAUAUGUAAGAAUUUAAACCAGAGGAAAAAAACCUUAAAAAAGAAGAUUGUAAGAAAUUGUACAGGUGGACCUACAGGGAAUGUACAAUGGGUGUGGAAUUCUACCUUCAUAAUAAUGACUGGCUUUUGUCCAAUACAUACAGUUCACAAAUCCCAAAGAAUUUAUGCCUGAAAUUGGUGUUAAAGAUGUAAAGAUUUAGGAAUGUAUGUAAUAGAAACAAUUUUAAAAUAUGAGUGAAUUCACAGUAGAAUGCUAAAAAUAGUUUUCAGGUAUUGAUAUAAAUCAGAAUACUUACUAUAGAGAAUCAGAAUUUAAAAACAUAGAGAAUUACUUUUUUAAAAGAUUUUAUUUAUUUUCAAUGACAAUAUAUGGGAGGGAGAGAAACAUUAAUGUUCAAGAGAAACAUGGAUCAGUUGGCUCUCACAUGCCCAAUACUGGGGAUCUGGCUCACAACCCUGGCAUGUACCUUGACCUGGAAUUAAACAGUGACCUUUUGGUUCACAGGCUGGCACUGAAUCCACUGAGCCAUACCAGCCAGAGCUAGGUCAUUACUUUUUGAUGUGCUUAAAAAUGUCAAGGGAAUGGGUGUCUGGAUAUGCAUAGUUAACACAGAAUAUAUAAUAUUGUAUAUCAACAGUAUUUGAAAUAUUUUGAAAAGGAAUUGUUAAUGUGAUUCCAGUCUCCUAUCAGUUGAUGCUACUAUAUUUUUAUUCCUGGUGUAUAUGUGAAGUCAUGGGGUUAAUUUUUGGUUCCUUAAAAAUCUGUGAACUCUUGAAUUCAGCUACAGAGACCUCAUAGCCAUUAUCCACUGAAGUGCUAGGGUCAUAGCAUCUUAAUUGCUCUCCAAGCAAGAAACCUUGUUGGUUCUGAUCAGUAGUUUGGAAAUUUUCUAAUAGAAUGACACAUCAGAAUUUGGUAAAUAUUUUUAUUAUA
Molecule: messenger RNA, 6151 nt
Organism: Phyllostomus discolor (pale spear-nosed bat)
Lineage: Eukaryota; Metazoa; Chordata; Mammalia; Chiroptera; Phyllostomidae
Product: zinc finger protein 420-like
Exons: 13
Biological process (GO): actin filament organization; regulation of transcription by RNA polymerase II
Molecular function (GO): DNA-binding transcription factor activity, RNA polymerase II-specific; RNA polymerase II cis-regulatory region sequence-specific DNA binding; actin monomer binding
Source: RefSeq, a predicted model, not a curated record